CAUUUGAUAGACUGGGGGAGGGGCAUUCUUGUAGCACCGAAGGGGUGUGUGAAGAGAGUGAGGGGGAAUCUGCAACGUACAGGACAGCCAUCCUGUCUUCUAAUCUGCAAAAUUGUGAGCCCAGUCUGGAAGCGUGAACAGAAAGCCUGGCGCAGAGAUCUGGCAUGUGAUUGGCCGAUGGAUUCUGUGUGACAGCCACAGUUGCUGAGCCCGGACUGAAUGCUCUUCUGGUUCAGCUAUAAAUUUGCUGCCUGAGGAUUUAGAGACAAUGAAGCCAAGUCAAGCUCCCCAACAGCCAUCCCUCCCGCAGGGCAGCAGCAAGAUGUACCGCAGUGUGGAACACUCCCAUGCUCUCCUGAGUGGCCUGGUAGGGCUCAGGGAUAGUGGAAUCCUGUUUGAUGUGGUCCUGAAAGUAGAAGGGAAGUGUAUAGAAGCUCACCGCAUCCUUUUGGCUGCAUCUUGUGAUUAUUUCAGGGGAAUGUUUGCAGGAGGACUGAAAGAGAUGGAGCAAAGGGAAGUGCAAAUACUUGGCAUCUCAUACAGUGCCAUGUGCCGAAUUUUGGAUUUUAUAUACACCUCCGAACUGGAACUAAGUGUUAACAAUGUGCAGGAGACCCUUACUGCUGCUUGUCAACUGCAGAUCUCUGAAGUUAUCCAGUUUUGCUGUGACUUUCUAGUAUCUUGGGUUGAUGAGGAGAAUGUGUUAGAGUUGUAUAAACUAGCUGACGUCUUCCACCUGAACCGCCUUACUGAACAGCUGGACACAUUUGUCCUAAAAAACUUUAUCACUUUCUCCCAAACACAAAUGUAUCGACAGUUGCCUUUGGACAAGGCGUACUCUUUGCUUAACAGCAACAGACUGGAGGUGUCAUCUGAGAAUGAAGUGUAUGAGGGAGCUUUGCUUUACCACUACACCCCUGAGCAAUUGGAAAAGGACCAAGUAAGCUUGUCGGAAUCUCCGAAGCUCCUAGAGGCUGUGCGCUUCCCACUGAUGGAUCUUGCAAUACUGCAGAGACUACAUGAUAAGUUGGGACCGUGCCCUCUCAAAGCAACAGUGUUGAAAGCUUUAGAGUAUCACAGAAAUGAGAGCAUGCAGCCAGUACUGCAAGGUCCCAACACCCAGCUACGCUCUGAAUUCCACUGUGUGGUGGGUUUUGGGGGUAUGUACUCUGCCCCCUACACGGUCCUUAGUGAUCAGGUCAAGUACUUGAAUCCUCUGCUGGGGGAAUGGCGGCCACUAACAGCACCUCAUGCACCACGCAUGUCCAAUCAGGGUGUUGCUGUGCUCAAUAAUUUUGUCUAUCUUAUUGGGGGAGAUAACAAUGUGAGGGGAUUCAGAGCAGAAGCACGUUGUUGGAGAUACGACCCACGACAUAACUGUUGGUUCCAGAUACAGUCCAUGCAGCAGCCACGUGCAGAUUUGUCUGUUUGCUUGCUGGGGGACUUCUUGUAUGCUGUGGCAGGCAGAGAUUACCAUGAUGAACUGAAGGAGGUAGAGAGGUACGAUCCAUUUACCAACACAUGGGAGUAUGUGGCACCACUUCAGAAACAGGUACAUGCACAUGCAGCAGCAGCUCUGGAUGGAAAGAUGUAUGUUGCUUGUGGCAAAAGAGGAAAUGCCUAUCUAAAGGACACUUUAUGUUAUGAUCCAGAGAUGGAUCAGUGGGCAAGUGUAGCCUUAAGCCCAGUAAGAAGAGCCUGGCAUGGCAUGGCAGCACUUCUGGAAAAAAUAUAUGUCAUUGGUGGGAAUAACGAUAAUGAAGGGUUCAGACAAGAUGUCUUAGAGGUUGCUUGUUACAGUCCAAAAACGGAUCAUUGGACUCUUGUGAGCCCACUUCCUGCAGGGCAUGGUGAACCUGGCAUUGCAGUCCAAGCCAAAAAUAUCUAUGUUUUGGGUGGAAGGUCACACAAUCAAGGAGAUCGAACAGACUAUGUGCAUGUGUAUGAAACAGAAAGGGACUGCUGGGAGGAUGGUCCAAGGCUGGAAGAUGAUAUUUCAGGAAUGGCUGCUUGUGUUCUCACCUUGCCCAGGUCUGUACUUACAGAUACUGAUGUCUGGACUCAGGAGAUGUACAUGCAGUACAUGGACCCUGUGCAACAUUUGGAUGACAAUGCUUCUGAAGUGCUGAGUGUGGGACUUGGAUAAAUUCUGGUGAAUACUGAGUCCUGUGUAAAUGGCAUUGUACAUGGGCUGAUUAUUCUUAUUCUGACUGCCUUUCAAGAGCAUCCAGCGCCUUUGCAAUGUGCAUGUUCUUUUAUGAGACAGUUUAAAAAGUGCAGGGAUUUAAAGUCUAUGUUCAGUUGUUUGCCAGUGACUUUAUUUGCACCAAAGGUGCCUUCAAGAUUGUACAUCUUCAUGCAGAACCUGUCUAGGCCAGGCUAUACCUUGGCUGGUCUGGCUGUUGCUUUUUGGAUCAUACUGAAACAGUGACUCCAUGCAAAGUUCUCUUUAAUCUUUUAUGGGGAUAAGACUUGUUGUUUAAUAUUUCAAACACUUGCCAAAUGUACAAAAAUGGAAUUGUGUUUCUCUUUAUAUUUGUAUGUCAGCACGGUUGUCUUUUACAUAUGCAAGUGCACAGGGUUAGAGAAGGCAGGGCAUCGAAAAAUGCAGUAAAGCUGGGGCCCCAUAUACAUAACUACAGAAAUAAAAGAUAUCCAGCAUAAUACUUCCUACCUGUUGCUGGAUUACUUCUUCCUACUGGUAGUUGUAGUUCAAUAACAAAUACUAUAUCUGCCCAGCAAUGUUCCUUCUAAGUUGUGUGUGUUUUUACAAUUUAUAAUAGCGUGAGCACAAAUAGUAGACUGAACAUAAAAAUGAACAUGGCUUACAUGAUAUUAGAGGGAGAAUUGCUUUUCAGCCCUGCAGGUGCACUGAAUUAUAACUGGUUAUAAAAGUCUUUCUUAACAAAAAAAAAAAAAUCUUUGAGGACAUGCCAAAACGUUUUUUUAUGGAUCUUCAUUCUUAAAUCAAGUUUGAUUCUCUUCAUUAUAUUUUUUGCAACAAAUGAUCUCAUGGCCAUUUUACAAAAAAGCAGAAAGAGAGGGGAUCGUGCCAUGGCCUUGGAAAUGAACCCUCAUCAUAUUAUGGCAAGAAUAGUAGCAGCAAAAACGUGUCUCCCUUUUAUUUUAGUGGGAAUGGAUGGGAGUUCUUUAAGUAAUUGUCUCAGAAAAUGGGAGUGGCUGUCUAUUGGGCAGAUAGUUGUGGGAUGUAGGCUACUCACUGUGAUUCCCACUGAAGCCAGUUAGAAUACAUGGCACUUCCCCUGCACUUUUGUCACUUAUACCCUUCCCCAGGACAUCCCAUACCAUAGACCCUCUUGAUUAUCUAUUAUGGUUGUUAGUUUUGCUUUAAGUGUUCAAACUUGGUCUUAAGUGACACUGUAAAAAGUAUAUUAAAAUCAUGUUGCUUUCA
Xenopus laevis (African clawed frog) is the source of this 3412-nucleotide messenger RNA. RefSeq names its product kelch like family member 22 S homeolog (gene klhl22.S). Gene Ontology annotation, cellular component: polar microtubule; spindle; centrosome. The coding region runs from base 269 to 2146 and encodes 625 amino acids. The transcript is spliced from 8 exons. Gene Ontology annotation, biological process: protein ubiquitination; protein monoubiquitination; proteasome-mediated ubiquitin-dependent protein catabolic process. The record is from RefSeq and is a predicted model, not a curated record. Lineage: Eukaryota; Metazoa; Chordata; Amphibia; Anura; Pipidae.